AUGGUGAAGCAUGAGCCGGUCUCAGAGAGGGGCGGGGCUGCUCUGGCCUCAGCUCUGAGCUCCGCCUCCUCCCAUCUAAGAGAGUUAGACUUGAGCUACAACCAUCCAGGACCCUCAAGAGAACUCCUGACCGCGCUACGGGACGACCCCCACUGCCCCCUGCAGUCUCUCAGGUUGGAUCCUGCUGGAGAACAGUGGAUGGUCCCAGGUCUGAGGAAGUAUUCCUGUGAGUUUUCUCUGGAUCCAAACACAGCUCACAGAAAACUCAAACUGUCUGAGGACAAACGGACAGUGACCUGUGUGAGAGAGGAGCAGCCGUAUCCAGAUCAUGAGGACAGAUUUACAGACAACUGUCCUGAGCUGCACUGGCCUGAGGGGGCGCUGUUACUGGGAGGUGGAGUGUCUGUGUUCCUGGACUCUGAGGCUGGAUCUCUGUCCUUCUAUGAGGUCUGUUCUGAGGGAGAACUGUUCCACCUCCACACCUUCAGCUCCUCCUUCACUGAGCCUCUAUUUCCUGGCUUUGGGUUUCAGUCUCAAGGUUCUUCCAUGGCAGUGGUGGAUUUGGGGAAAGCCACCGAAGAGGAGAGCGAAGAAGAGGUCCCUGGUGUUGUCACCCUCCAGCUUCAAGAGGGAGCUGCUGGCAGCACUCCAGAACCGACCUCCUCCUCCUCCUCACGCUCAGUCUGA
Messenger RNA from Periophthalmus magnuspinnatus, 687 nucleotides. RefSeq lists its product as uncharacterized. The transcript is spliced from 6 exons. Lineage: Eukaryota; Metazoa; Chordata; Actinopteri; Gobiiformes; Gobiidae. The record is from RefSeq and is a predicted model, not a curated record. Bases 1 to 687 code for a protein of 228 amino acids.